UGAUGUUUAACAGUAUAAUCGUGUCUAGCUCUGAUCUGGGACCUGUAGCCGCGAACGAUUGGUUGGUUUUGGCGUGAAAGCCCGCCCCCUUUCGGUGUGUUUGGGACGAACGCGUAUUCCAUUGGUUUGUAAUAUGAAAGGGGCGUGGCAUACAGCAAGCGAUCUCGCCAGAAGAACGAGGAGGAUCAUGAAUCAGAUGAAAUCUGCAAUGUCUGCCACCUGUGUUACUAACAAGAGGAAAAUGUCCAAACUAAACCCACAAACACCAGAGGUUGUAAAGGAUUUGAGAAGAGAGGCUAAAGGUACCAGACUGGCCCCAUCAAAAAAUGAGGAAACAAGCUCCCAGAAAAUAAAGAGGACUUGCACCAAAAAAAAGUACCAUGACCUCCAGCCUGUGGUCCUGAGACCUACUGAGGAUUCAGACCAUGGGUCACCCUGUAGAUCAGCCAUCACUUCAAGUCCAGUCAAUGGUCUGGAAAGCCAACAUACACCUGCAGGCCACACAAGCUCUUGCGAAACAGUGGGAGAAAUGAACGAAUCUACUUCAGAGAUUGGUUUUGAGUUGAAGAGGAAACAGAAGAUGGAGGACUCUGGCCAGCCCUCCUUAAAAAAGUACAUUGAAGAAGUAAAGCAGGCAGUUCCUGUCAUAGUUCCUGUUGCUCAGUUCAUUCAGAAGCCAACCGGCCAAAAGCAAAAACCAUCUCCAUUGCCAAAAAAAGAGACACCUGUUUAUGCACCAGGAAGUCAGGAGGAGAGAUGGCAACUGCAGAUCUUGGCAAAGGGUAGAGUGACCUGUCCCAAAUGUAAAAGUGUUGGAAGAAAGACCGUUGACGGUUUAAAGAAGCACCUAGAAAGCUGCAAACUGAAUCUCUUUACAUGUCCACACUGUGGGAAACAACUGAAAACAUCAACUGGAAUGAAGUACCACCUCAUGGCUGACCACAACAACCUGCCUCUUCCAGACACCGGGAAUGACCUCGCUGACCAGGCUGUGAAGGAAAAGUUAAGAAAAGUUCUGAAGAGGAUGGGCAAGUUGAAAUGUUCAAAAGAGGGUUGCACUGGAAGCUUCACAAGUAUAAUGGGUUACGUGUACCACAUGAAGAAGUGUGGCAAAGAGGAGGCAGAGCUGAAAAAACUCUUAUUGAACUGUAAGCACUGUGGAAAAGCUUAUCGGUCCCGAGCCGGCCUGGAGUAUCACGUCAAAAAUGAGCACAGUACAACCCCCCAAGAAAGUGAAGAAGAGGAGGUGAUUCCCCAGAAAGAGCCCGUCCCAGAACGCACACAGAGCGGGCGGGUAAAACGCUUGUCGGCGCAGGUGGCCGUGUUCCACCUGAGGGAGAUCGCCAGCGAGGAGCUGGUGAAGGAGUGGCCCAAAAGAAAAGUCCAAGGCGACCUGGUGCCAGAUGACAGGAAGCUGAAGUACUCUCGUCCUGGGUUACCUGCUUUUAGUCAGGAUACUCUACGCAAGUGGAAGAAUGAAGUCAAACUUCAUAAAAAAGUGCAGUGUCCAAACAAGGGAUGUGGUUGCUUCUACACAAGUGUAUCUGGACUAAAAUCUCAUCUUGGGCUAUGUACUUUGGGUGAAUUUGAGACUGGAAAGUAUAAAUGCUUGAUAUGUAGGAAAGAAUUUAACUCUGAAAGUGGAGUGAAGUACCACAUCAAUUCCAUUCAUUCUCAGGACUGGUUUGUUGUAAGGUCUAAAGCUAAGAGUUCAAAAUUUGAUAAACUGCACAAGAGUCAUCCAAAGGAAGAUACCAUGAAGCAUUCUGACAUUCCUUCACCUAACUCAGACAUCAGUUUUUCUCAUGCACCCAAUGCUUGGCAAGACAGACAGACACCAGCGAGCGCCUCAUCAAGUGGAACAACAAAUCCAGGACUAAAAAUGAAGAAAAAGGUUGGUCGGAAGGAGAAACGGGGCAGGCAGCGUAAAGACUGCUAUGAGUUUAGUGGCAGUGACAGUCAGAGCAGCAGUAGUGAAUCCUCCAGCAGCGAGUCUGAGGCAGAAGACUCGGUGGCACGUAGACCCCACGAUUGGGCUCUAAGCAGGCCACUCACAAAAACUAGGUCCAACCAGCAACCCAGAAGCAAUCCAUAAACCCUCCCUGUUUCUUUUUUGACUAUUAUAUAUUGUCAUAUUUUCAUUUUCACUGCUGAAAGAGAAA
Misgurnus anguillicaudatus (oriental weatherfish) is the source of this 2162-nucleotide messenger RNA. RefSeq names its product zinc finger protein 512 (gene znf512). The record is from RefSeq and is a predicted model, not a curated record. Gene Ontology annotation, molecular function: zinc ion binding. Lineage: Eukaryota; Metazoa; Chordata; Actinopteri; Cypriniformes; Cobitidae.